AUGUCGGCGCCUGGUCCUUCGUUCAAUGAUAAGAACGGCAGUGACCCGUUCGAUGGCGUUCUGUGGUUUGAUCCCUUAUAUCGUGUGCUUUUCCGUUCUACGGAUGAACUGGACCUUACAAUUGCGAAGAGUACAAGAAAGGCCCUUGAGCUAGCUCAGACAGCUAACCCCGACCGACUAGUCACUCUGGAUGACCGGCACUGCCGUCCGUCUCUUCACUGGAAUAUGGGUAUGGUGUCGAUCAACAUAGCUCGUUGGGUUAUCGCUUCAGUCUCUUUCUUUCAUUCUUCCUUUCUUCUCUUCUCCUACCGCGUGGCGGUGAUGCAUACUGCUGGCUGCGUUUGUGGAUGGGGAUCGCUAUUCUCAUUUAUGAUGGUCUCCAUAUCGUUCCAGUUGGUUGAAUUCCCUCUUGACGGAUUAGAUGAAGGAGGCCGAACAAUGUUAAUUGAGGGUGCGGAUCAAAGUGUCUUUAUCUUUAAUCUUAGUAAUCCAUUGCAUGCACCGUUUACUUAG
Molecule: messenger RNA, 513 nt
Organism: Aspergillus niger
Lineage: Eukaryota; Fungi; Ascomycota; Eurotiomycetes; Eurotiales; Aspergillaceae
Exons: 6
Coding region: 1-513 (170 amino acids)
Source: RefSeq, a predicted model, not a curated record